Clunio marinus is the source of this 2107-nucleotide messenger RNA. NCBI's taxonomy places the organism in Eukaryota, Metazoa, Arthropoda, Insecta, Diptera, Chironomidae. The record is from the annotation of a GenBank genome assembly.
AGCUUCAAGUUCUUAUCAGUGACAUUAAAAGCUUCUCUUAUCGUCUGAAAUUUGUAGUUGAUGUCAGUUUAAUUACCGUUGUUAAAAACUUAAUCAUAAGUAAACUUAAAUAAGAAAAAUGGAUCCGUUGGUGAUAAGCUACCUUGAAAAAUCAAACGAAUACAAUGACAUGCCUUCAUUUGGUCAUUUGCUGAUGGAAAAUCUAUCGAAAGCAGAAAACAAUGUUAUUUUGGUGUCUGGAAUAACUUCGGAAGAACUCACCGCAAAAAAUUUGCUGGAAAGAAGCAUUUUGGUUAGCAAGGCAUUGAUUGCUGCAGGUGUCAAGCCAGGCGAUGUCAUUUCGAUUGUGUCAGAGAAUCGUUUCGAAUUUGCUUACAUUUUAUUCGGAACUCUUCUACUCAACUGUAAAUUCGCACCAAUCAAUUUGACAUACUCGGAACGAGAAAUGACGCACGCUUUCAAUCUAUCAAAGCCGAAGGUUAUUUUUCUAUCACCAUACGCUAGUGAAAAAGUCAUAAACGUUGCGAAAUCUUUGAGUUUCGUGAAGAAAAAAGUGUUAAUUGACGAAGAAAAUGAUUUUACAGAUGAUGUUGUUUUGUUCAAGGAUUUUAUUAAACAAACUGAACGAUCUCAUUUUACUCCAAUGGCUGUUGACAAAUCAAAAACUGUCGCAUUGAUCUUAUGCAGCUCCGGUACGACGGGACUACCAAAAGGCGUUCAAAUUUCUCAACAGAAUCUCAUUGUCGUCGCGAGAUUCUGUAAGAACACUGUAAUGCGUUUAGGCGAUAUUGAAGGCGAAAGAGUCAUCUUGGGAUUAAUUCCAUGGUUUCAUGCUUUCGGCUUAACAACUUUAGCGGGAAUUGUCGCAUCUCGUUCCGGACGAAUUGUUCUCUUACCAAAGUUUGAAGAAGGAUUAUUUUUGAGUUGUUUGGAAACCUAUCAAUGCAAUGUUGUGUUCAUGGUUCCACCAUUAAUGGUUUUCUUAGCUAAACAUCCGAUGGUUGAUGGAUAUGAUUUGAGCAGUAUUAGAAUCAUGGUUUGUGGUGCAGCUCCAUUAUCGAAAGAGUUGGAGCAAGCAGUUUACGACCGUUUACAGAACAAAAAAUUGCAUAUUCGUCAAGGAUAUGGAAUGAGUGAAAUGUCGCUUGCUGUUCUCUUACAAAAGACAAUUUGUAAGCCCGGAAGUGUUGGAGAAAUCAUUGAGGGCUCUGAAGUUAAAAUCAUUGAUGAGAGUGGAAAGUCGUUAGGGCCAAAUGAACGUGGCGAGUUAUGCUUCAGAGGAAACCAAAUUAUGAUGGGUUACAUUGGAGAUGAUAAAGCAACAAAGUCAACAAUUGACGCCAAUGGUUGGUUGCACACGGGUGACAUUGGAUACUAUGACGAAGACAAACAGUUCUUUAUUGUUGAUAGAAUUAAAGAGUUGAUUAAAUGGAAGGGAUAUCAAGUUCCACCAGCUGAGAUUGAAGCUGUUUUGUUGACGAACAGGAAAAUCAAAGAUGCAGCUGUCAUUGGGAUUCCUGACAGCAAUGUUGGUGAACUUCCAUUAGCAUUCGUUGUCAAAGCUGAUGAAAGCUUAACUGAAGAAGAAGUCAUGCAAUUUGUUGCGAAAACAGUUUCGCCAGCGAAACGUCUUCACGGUGGAGUUAAAUUUAUUAAUGAAAUUCCCAAAAAUCCAUCCGGAAAAAUUCUGAGACGAGAACUUCGUGAUUUAGUUAAGCAAUCGAAUGUGAAAUCAAAACUUUAAAAAUUCUUUACAUUCUUAAAAUAUUCAAUUGGAAAAUGUUUGGUUUCAAUGUCUGGUCAUUAGACGUUAAGUUAAUUUUUUUAUCUUUGGAUUUGGAUGGAGAAAGCAUUGCUUAAGCUCAGAAAGUAUUCAUGUAUGGACAGUGCUUAAAAGUAGAAAUUUAUUGUUCACCGACACAUGUUCAUCAAAAGUUCUUAAGUAUUCUUAAUAUAAAUAACAAAAUAUGAAAAGUAUUUCUCAUUUUAAUUUCUGAAUAAAUUAGAACGUAAAGAAUUUUAUGGAUUUUCAUUCAAUUUUAAAUUUUGUAAAAAGUUGAAGUUGUUUUUGCUUUUGGUCGUAGUUUUCUUAUGUAACUUAAUCAGC